Molecule: messenger RNA, 1956 nt
Organism: Leptopilina heterotoma
Lineage: Eukaryota; Metazoa; Arthropoda; Insecta; Hymenoptera; Figitidae
Exons: 6
Biological process (GO): proteolysis
Molecular function (GO): cysteine-type peptidase activity
Source: RefSeq, a predicted model, not a curated record
AUGGCUUUAAAUAUUGAAUCUAAUAUCGUUGGGCAGGAAAUAAUAGUUCGUUUGGAAAUAAUUGGUACUGUAUCUCACGAAAAUAGAUCUGUCUCAACUAAUGUUUCCAACAUUUCACGUAGCAAUGAAUUACCACAGAGUGAGCAUGAAAAUGUCGAAGCCAAUGAUUUAAAUUUCAAUGUUCCGAGUACAUUUUUAACGGAUUAUAAAAAAGAAGACAAUCAGUUACGUUUAAAUAAAGGGUACUGUCGAACACAAGGUUGCUCUUCUAGAUAUACAUUUACCAUAUAUUCGGAUAUUGAGGAAGGAUCUCCAAUUACUGUACAUGUUCAGAAAACAGAAGACCCCAAAUGUAAUAAAGUUGCAGCUGAGAUCAAAAAAGUAGAUGAAAAAAUUGAAACAGAUACAAAUUUUUUCUAUUCCUUAAAUUUGUAUUCUAAACGACAAAGUCGAUUUAUAGAUACAAUAGAUGUUGAUUUCAAUACGACUUUAAUAGAAUGUUUAUUGCAAGUAUUCAACAGCAUGACUCUCACAGAAUACUUGGAACUUAUAUUAUUUUGCAGUUAUUCAGAAACAAGUGUUCAGUAUAAUAAUGCUCUUCGUAAGAUCAAAGAUAUGUCAUUAUCGCAAGAUGAUUUCCCAAAAUCAAAUAUUUCUGAAUGCUGUCAACAGAAUUUACAAUGUCAGAAUUUCUCACAAAAUACGAUUAAUAAAUCAAAAUGUGAAAAAUCAUUAAAUUUGAAAUCUGAAGAUUAUGAUAAAAAUCCAAACCUAUUUCUUGAUCAACUUGCAAAAAAUCAUUUUCAAAACAUUGCUAACGCAAUUAAUGCAAAAUCUAUUCACACUGAAAGAACAAAUACCAAAAAUCGCAAGUAUAUGGAAAAAGAUAUAAAAAGUUGCAAAGAUGAAGACGAAGAACAAUUACAUAAUUUAAGUGAAAAAAAACUAAAUUUAGCAACGGAAGUGUGGAUGGACAAAAAGAAGAAAAAUACAGUAAAUACAUAUUUCAAAUCACCAAAGUAUAUAUCUCAAGCGAAAAAAAUCAAUGAAAAUUCAAAAAAAGUUGAAAGUGUAGUGGAUUUACUUUCAAAUGUUAAGUUGAUAAGUGGAAAUUUGAAAAAUGGAGACUUAUUAGUGGAAGAUUCAAUGGAAAAUGCAAGAAAGCGUUCAAACUGUGAUAAGCCAAUUUUAUUGGAAACUCCACGACCAACAAUUGCAUUUUCAAAACCUUGGUCGGGACACAAAUUCCCAAAAGUUUGGGACAAGAAAGAAGUAUUUGUUUCAGGGAUUAAGGUUGACGACAGAAGCUUUCGAACCUUAAAGAUUCACGAAUGCCUUGACGAUGCAGUAAUCGAUUCAUUUAUUGCAAUAUGUGCGUCAAAGUUCACUGAUAUCAACCUAUUAAAUUUCUCCGUCUACAAUGUUUUGGGCAUCAUUAAUGAAAAUUAUAAACCCGAAUUUUGUUUAAACUGGUGCCAGAACAUUCGGGCAAAAAAUUACGAUGCCUGGCUACUUCCUGUCCAUGACAGUGAAGUUCAUAAUACUGGACAUUGGACGCUAUUUUUGGUCGUCUUUAGCCAAAAAUACAUCAUAUAUUUCGAUAGUUUAAAAGGCGAUCCAGUAGAAAAGUGGGUUAGUAAACUUUGCGCGUUAAUAAAUCAAACAUUUUGCCACAAGCCAGAGAUUUUCACGGACUGGGCACAAUGGACGCUAAUAGCACCAAAAGAUGUUCCAAGUCAAGGACAUGUUCGUGGAAGCAGCAAUAAUUGCGGGGCGCAUUUGUGUACUUGGGCUUGGACACUUUAUUCUGGCCAGGAGAUUAAUUUUACCGAAUAUGAUAUGAACAAAGUGAGACCAUGGAUACAACACGAAAUCGAAACAUCUCAAACAAAAAAUGAACAAAGACAAAGGCAAAGAUGUAAAGUACUGUCCGAGAAGAAUUUGCAAGUACAAGAC